AUGAAUAACACAUCUAUUCUUUUCAAGUCUUUGAAAGUUGGAGAAUUAAAUCUUCCAAACAGGAUCGUUAUGGCUGCAAUGACUAGAAUGAGGUGUAAUAAUGACACUAAGGUUCCAAAUGACAUAGUGGCAGAUUAUUAUUCAUAAAGGGCUUCAUCUGGGUUGAUUUUAACUGAAUGUACCUUAGUAAGUUAAAGAUCUAAUGCAUUCCCAGGAUGUGCUGGCAUUAUAAGUGAAGAAUAAGUUGAAGGAUGGAAAAAAGUUAUAGAUGCUGUACAUAAGAAGAAUGGAAGAAUUGCUUUAUAGAUUUGGCAUAGUGGAAGAGCCACUCAUUCCAAUUUAUAGGGUGGUUAAAUUCCAUGGGCCCCAUCUCCAAUUGCUAUAAAUGGAGUAAAUUACGCUGUCAAAUAACCACAUGAAGUACCUCAUGAGAUGACAACAGAAGAUAUCAAAUUAGUGAUAUAACAAUUCAAAGAAGGUGCCUAUAGAGCCAAAAAGGCUGGAUUUGAUGCAGUAGAGUUACAUGGAGCAAAUGGUUACUUAGUAGAUUAGUUUUUAAGAAGUUAUACAAAUAGAAGAAACGACUAGUAUGGUGGAUCAGUGGAAAAUAGAUCUAGAUUUUGUUUAGAAAUUAUUGAUGAAUUAGUUCAAGUUUUUGGUAAAGGAAGAGUAGGAAUUAAAGUAAGUCCAGUUGGCAGAUACAAUGACAUGUUUGAUGAAGAUCCCGUUAAGCUUUAUACUUAUUUGUUCAAAGAAUUAGAUAAAAGAUAAAUUGCAUUUAUUGAAAUCAUGAAUAGCAAAGAUGAAGAGAACGCAUAUGGUUAUGGUCACCCAGCAUCUGAAAAAUAAGUGCCUAAUCUAUUACAAUUAUUGAGACCCUCUUUUAAGGGUGUUAUUAUUGGAAAUGUAGGAUUGACAGCCUAAACAGCAGCCUAAGGCAUAGAACAAGGAUUAUUUGAUGCAGCUAGCUUUGGUACUCUAUACAUCGGAAAUCCUGAUUUAGUUGAGAGAUUCAAGGAUAAUUUGAAAUUAUCUGAUUCUGAUCCUAAGAAAUAUUUUGGUGGAAAUCAUGAAGGCUACUCUGAUUACCCACCUUAUUAAGGAUGAGAUUGAAUAAUCAUUAUUAUAUCGUAAAUAUCAAAAAUAUAAAUAAGUUUUAUAA
Messenger RNA from Paramecium tetraurelia, 1162 nucleotides. RefSeq lists its product as uncharacterized. Gene Ontology annotation, molecular function: oxidoreductase activity; FMN binding. The record is from RefSeq and is a predicted model, not a curated record. NCBI's taxonomy places the organism in Eukaryota, Ciliophora, Oligohymenophorea, Peniculida, Parameciidae. The transcript is spliced from 2 exons.